This is a messenger RNA of Monopterus albus (swamp eel), 4429 nucleotides long. It is a transcript of the gene kctd3, whose product is annotated as potassium channel tetramerization domain containing 3. The coding region runs from base 352 to 2946 and encodes 864 amino acids. Gene Ontology annotation, biological process: protein homooligomerization. NCBI's taxonomy places the organism in Eukaryota, Metazoa, Chordata, Actinopteri, Synbranchiformes, Synbranchidae. Gene Ontology annotation, molecular function: protein binding. The record is from RefSeq and is a predicted model, not a curated record. The transcript is spliced from 19 exons.
ACAGUUGUUUUACAUUGCUAAAAUUCUGCGCAAGAUGUUAUGCCCGAUUUUCAUGCAAGCCAGUGAUGCAAACAAGCCCGCUGGAAAAUAAAGGAUUUUUUGUGUGGCUGCAGUUUGGAUAAAAUGAUCGCUGUCUCUCCUCGCCCACUAUGCUGGCGCUUAACGACAUCGAUGCUGCCCACAUAGAUUGAAUAUAACGGAUAUUUUAUGGAAGGGAGAGGUCGUGAAGCUGGAGAGUUGGGACAUCAGCGGAGCUGAGGAGAGGAGCGUUAGCAAGCUAGCUGUCGUAACAGCAACGACUAUAACGGAACAGUGACUUUCCCCGUAGAACAACUCGCUUGUCCAGUCAUCAUGGCUACGAAUGGUAACAGCCCAACGCCCGGGAUGGGAGAGAUCAUCCAGCUAAACGUCGGUGGGACAAGGUUCAGCACGUCCAGACAGACUCUGAUGUGGAUCCCAGACUCUUUCUUCUCAAGUUUGCUGAGUGGAAGGAUAUCCACUCUUCGGGAUGAAACUGGAGCUAUAUUUAUUGACAGAGACCCUACAGCUUUUGCACCAAUUUUGAAUUUCCUCCGAACCAAAGAACUGGACCUACGGGGUGUAAACAUCAGCAUCCUGCGACAUGAAGCAGAGUUUUAUGGGAUCACUCCUUUAGUGCGUCGCCUGCUGCUGUGUGAGGAGCUUGAUCGCUCAUCGUGUGGUAGCGUGCUCUUCCAUGGCUACCUGCCGCCCCCAGCCAUCCCUGCACACAAGUUCAGCCCUGCGUCAGCAGCCUCCAGCUCCUCCUCUGAUGAGCGUCCGGGUCCAAGUGGGGCAGAGGGCUUCACCUGUGCUGGUCCCCCACCUCACCCCUCCCUCUCUGGCUCACCUGGAACAGACGACACCCAUAAGCUGGGUCCUGUGGUUGACCCCAGGAAGGUGCUGAUUAUAACAGGGCAUCACAACUGGAUUGUAGCAGCUUAUGCACACUUUGUCAUCUGCUACAGGAUAAAGGAAUCUUCUGGAUGGCAGCAGGUGUUUUCCUCCCCAUACCUUGACUGGACCAUCGAACGCAUCGCGCUUAAUGCCAAGGUGGUGGGUGGCCCGCACGGAGACAAGGACAAGAUGGUGGCCGCUGCCUCUGGAAGCAGCAUCAUCCUGUGGAGCAUCCAGGAUGGAGGCAGUGGUAAUGAGAUAGGUGUGUUCAGUCUCGGUGUACCCGUUGAUGAUCUCUUCUUCAUUGGGAACCAGCUGGUGGCUACGAGCCAUACGGGGAAGGUGGGGGUGUGGAACGCUGUCACACAGCACUGGCAGGUUCAAGAUGUGGUUCCUAUCACCAGCUGUGACACAGCAGGAUCCUUUCUGCUGCUGGGCUGCAACAAUGGCUCCAUCUACUACAUAGACAUGCAAAAGUUUCCACUGAGGAUGAAGGACAACGAUCUUCUGGUGACAGAGCUUUAUCAUGACCCUUCAAAUGAUGCCAUCACUGCACUGUCUGUCUACCUCACACCUAAAACCAGUGUGAGUGGGAACUGGAUAGAGAUAGCCUAUGGGACUAGCAGUGGCGCAGUGAGAGUGAUCGUGCAACAUCCAGAGACGGUGGGAUCGGGCCCACAGCUCUUUCAGACGUUCACUGUCCACAGGAGCCCGGUGACAAAGAUCAUGCUGUCUGAGAAACAUUUGGUAUCAGUGUGUGCGGACAACAACCAUGUUCGGACGUGGACAGUGACCCGGUUCAGAGGGAUGAUCUCCACCCAGCCAGGGUCUACCCCUCUGGCUUCUUUCAAAAUACUGUCCCUGGAGGAGAUAGAGAGCCACGGGAGCUACUGCUCUGGGAAUGAUAUAGGUCCAUUCGGAGAGAGAGACGAUCAGCAGGUUUUCAUCCAGAAAGUCAUCCCUAUCACCAACAAACUGUUUGUGAGACUCUCAUCGACUGGAAAAAGGAUCUGUGAAGUGCAGUCGGUUGACGGCACCACCAUCUCUUGCUUCAUGGUACGGGAGUGUGAGGGCUCUAGUCGGAUGGGGUCACGACCUCGGCGCUAUCUGUUCACUGGUCACGGCAACGGCAGCAUCCAAAUGUGGGACCUGACUACAGCGAUGGACAUUGCUAACAAAGGAGAGGAGAGGAAGAAAGCAGAUGUAGGUGGGCCUACAGAGGAGGAGCUGCUGCAGCUGUUAGACCAGUGUGACCUGAGCACCUCCCGCUGUGCUACACCAAAUAUUAGCCCUGCCCCUUCUGUGCUGCACCAUACACGCCUGCGAGAGUCCUGCUCGAGUCUGCAGCUGCAGGCCCAGGAGCCCAUACCUGAGAGCCAGGCGACUUAUGGAGCUGUGCGACCCUACAGAGAGAGCCCCCUGCUGGCCCGCGCUCGACGAACUGAGUCUUUCCACACCUACCGAGACUUUCAGAGCUUCAGCCUGAGUCGAGGUCUCCUGGACAGUGCAGGUCAAAUAUCCACCCCGGGCCCUGGCCAGAUCCCCGAUGCCCGCCGUUCACUCUGUGACUUUGGUCCCGAGGACAGUGAGAGGAGGGCCUCUGCUAUGGACCGCUGGGCUUGUCGGACCAUUGAUGCAAAUGUCGGAGCUUUUGCUGCGGCUGGUGUUUCUGGGGCGAAGACAGAAGGCAGUCAAGAAACUCCACGGCAACCUCCAGACAGCCCGAUACCUGGGGGUGAUGUUAGACGAAAGGUGCAUCCACCUGAGGAGGGAGAGGGUGUGGGAUCUGGGGGAGAAGGGGUGAAGGCAGAGGGAGGUGUGAAGAAGAGGGGAGUGCUAGAAGGAGGUUUUCUAGGGAGGAAACGGGCUCCCCCAGUUCCUUACCUCUCCUCUCUGCCCUCCAGCUCUGAAGGUGGUGGCAGCGACUCUUCCUCAAAUGCCUCCCCCUCCCCAACCAAACUGGCCUCCUCCACAUCACCGCGGCAGAGGAAGCUCACCUCCGAGUCAUCCAAUCAGGACAGCAGCCUGUGAAAGUGCAGUAUGCCCACCGCCAUCGUCUUUAGGUCCUAAUUAGAGGAAUCAUGUCAUUGAGGGCAUCCUGCAGGUGCACGUAGGAAUUAUUACUGUGGAGACGAGGGAUGAAUACAACAGUAAAACUGCAGCCUUCCACUUCCACUCCACCCUUUUUAUACAAGUAUGGUUCAGGAUAUAAAUGGGUAAAGCACUGGUUUCUUUUUCUUUUGGGACUGCACACACAAUGAGUGCAUGUCUCUGCACAGGUCUUUCACUCACUUUGCUCCCAAGGCUGAAAAACCUUAACUACAAGCCUUUCAGCCUGCGGAACUCAAACAAAACGUACUUUUAACUACGAAAUCUGAUAUGAGUAAGUGGUCACAAUAUUGUGGCGGUGGCAGCACAUCUCCACCAGAGCAGCAGAAAUGUUUGUUUUUGAUCUUUUAAGAACUAACUUAUGACUGCUGGGUGUAACUAGAGCUCCUUCCUUCACUGUUGGCUUUUGGUGUUUGUUGGCCAAAAUCUUAGGUAAUUUACUUUUAAAUACCUUCAAAACAUAAUGAACUAUGAUACAUAUUUAAAGUGUUUUUGGUGAUUAACCAAAAGAUGAAUUGACUGACCUGUUCAACACUAGUUCCAAAUAGAUUUGUCAAAAGGAUCAGACCCCUGUGAAGACUGAACCCAGCAUGUGCAAUCUGUUGUCCAGUGACGUUUUACUUAAUCUUGCCUUAAACAUGUUACCCUGGCCAAAAUUUUGGCAGCUACUUGAAUCCCAGGAUGUUUGUACUUUACUGCAGCCAGAGACACAACAGCUAAUUUUGUUAACACAGUGAUACUAAAAGCCAAUAGUCAGAAAGCAGUAAUUCAUUUUGCAAGGCCAGAAAGCAGUCAGAUUUUUCUAGGUUUGUCGUUCGAUAGCUCAAUGAGAACUAUGCAACACUGGAGUUAUGAUACACAACAGCUACAUCAGCACUGUGGCUUCCACAUGAGCCCUGUGAUAGACUGGCAACCUGUCCAGGGUGCCCUAGGAACAAAAUGCUUUGUGGUGAACACAGGACUUUCUCCUCAUUGUCAGAACAGAGACAGAAGAUAUACCCUUUCUCAUGGCAGUGCCUGUGUAGGAUCACACUAAUCAUUAUUAUUGUUAAUAUUAGAUUUUUUUUUUUCCACGAUUACAAUGUAACUACACUCAGCUUGAUACAAGGACCUACACUACAUCACUUUAUUCCCUUUGAAACAAGUUUUAAAUGUGUCCUGUUUUGGUUGACUGUUUCAGUGCCUUAUUUAACUUAGUUGACAAUUAUCAGCCUGUUUGUGCGUUUUAAAUGGAUUCUGACCAAAGGCUUGUGAGUGAGCAGAGCCAAGUGUGGAGCCACACAGCGGACCUGUGCACCUGAGCUUUGGCUAGCAUUGUCUUACAAAAGAUUUUAUGACUGUAUGAGCGGUCAGAUACAGAUAUUACAAGAUCAGUAUGUAUUGUAAAUUUUAAAUAAUCCUGAGG